AUGAAACAGCAAUAUAUUGACAGCGACGACCCCGAUAAGAACUGUGCCACUCAGACUACUGCUGAGGGACCUUGGGGUGAGAUAGGACGACUCUCAGCAGCUUCAGCAUAGGUGUGCGAGAGCUGAAGUUGUGGUGUGGUUAUUUUGCAAUGCCAGCCGGUCACUACCGCGGCAAGAACGCGUCGCAGGAGACCGUCAUCUGCCCACCUUCUUGUGAGUACUUCCACGCCGAUCUUGAAGCGUUGACACCGCCCAGCAUUCGGUUGUACUGAUCUUCCCGAGUGUAUUUGUAUGAUUGAAAAGUUAACGUGUCGAAUCGCGUCUCCCUCUCCGAGCUCUGCUGGGACGGUAGGCUGAUCGGCAGUGGCAACCCCAGCCAUUACCUCGGUGCAGACCUCAGUCAGUCUUCCACCGCUGGGGAUUGGGCAGAGUCUCAACGAGCUCACUGAGACUCUGACGAUCACAGUGCAUCGCUUGACCCAUGUACCUUCCGUGACCUUUGGUCACGUCGUCCACACUGGUGAGUCUGAGAAGGCAAAGUGAAGCUCCUGUGUAUGGUCCUCUCUCGGCUAAUCAUGACCCUCUUCAAACUCGAUCCUUCAGCGGAGGGCUACGUCGAAAGUCUGAAGCUAGCUUCGACGAACAACUCCCUCGCUGCAUUUAAUUCUGACACCUUGCAAUUCUUGUAAGUCAUGCCACACUGCGCACAACUCCUCUGUCUAGGGUCAAAAAACUGACUCGACGCUUGGACUCACUUUUUGCGCAGCGCUCUGGACGCGUACGCUCGCGACGUCGCUUCUGCCCCUAAGGGCUGCACGGUCUCCAUGGAGCAGGCCAAAGCCGAAGAGGCUGCUGCUGGGGGGUCACACUCAUUAAAAGUCGUGGUGAAAAGAACCACCUCGCACUACCCCGGGUUGCUGCGCCGGAUCUGCGGGAAGAAGGGGAGGAUUUCAAUAACUGGCAGUGGAUACGAGUUUUCGGUCUUAGGGCCGGGAGUACUUUAA
Molecule: messenger RNA, 1004 nt
Organism: Microbotryum saponariae
Lineage: Eukaryota; Fungi; Basidiomycota; Microbotryomycetes; Microbotryales; Microbotryaceae
Source: the annotation of a GenBank genome assembly